This is a messenger RNA of Salvia hispanica, 1935 nucleotides long. RefSeq lists its product as uncharacterized. The record is from RefSeq and is a predicted model, not a curated record. Lineage: Eukaryota; Viridiplantae; Streptophyta; Magnoliopsida; Lamiales; Lamiaceae.
AAAACCCUGCCUCUUAACUCUCACUGCCAAUAUAUAGGAGUAGUUUUUUCCUCUCUCUACUCUCCAGUCUUCUUUCUAUCCCUCUCUCCAAAACCCGUGAGUAGCUAUGGCAUCAUCGGGUCGCGGUCCAAAUUCGGACUCCAAAUCUUUCGAUUUCGGGUCGGAUGAUAUCCUCUGUUCCUACGAGGAUUACGGAUAUCAAGAUGGGAAUAAUGCUGCUCAUUCUGAUCCAUCCAUUGCAAACAAUUCACCUAAGGAGGUAAACAAAAGCAGAAUGGUGAGAUCAUCUGUUUUUACAGCCGCAACUUACUUUACCCCUGAAGAAUCUUCUUAUAGUCAAGGUGUCACCAAUACUGUUGAAAACAGCAUGAAGAAACACACUGAUAAUGUCACACGUUUUCUUGAGGGAAUUAGUUCACGGUUGUCACAGUUGGAAUUAUAUUGCUACAAUCUGGACAAAUCGAUUGGAGAAAUGCAUUCUGACUGGGUUCGUGAUUGUGGAGAGUCGGAUUCAAAGCUCAGAUCUCUGGAAAAACAUAUUCAAGAGGUACACAGAUCCGUGCAGAUCUUAAGAGAUAAGCAGGAACUUUCAGAUACUCAGAAGGAAUUAGCCAAACUUCAGCUUGCACAAAGGGAAUCUGGUUUGGGUAGUAAUAAACAACCUAACAAGGAGAGAACUUCAACACCCGCUUCUGAGCCCAAAAAGACCGAGAACUCUUCAGAAUUUCAAGAACAGCAGUUGGCACUUGCACUACCUAACCAAAUAGCCCCACAGCCCUCCCUCCCCACUCGGCUGGUUGAGCAUCAGCAGCCCUCAGUCGCGCCCCAAUCAUCUAUGCCUCCCCAAAGUAUGUCGCAAGUACAGGCGUAUUACAUGAAUCCCCAACAGAUGGCCAAUAUUCCACACCAAUCCCAACCAUCUCAGACUCAGUACAUACCGAUACAAUCUCAAGGUCAAGAUCUCUCAAGGAUGGCACCCCAGCCAUCCCAACCACAGGGAAACAUGGGCUCACAAGUUCAGUUGUUACCUCCUUACCAACAGCAGUGGUCCCAGCAGCAGCUACAGCAGCCCAUUCAGUCCAACCAACAGCCAGCUAUGCAACCACAGAUUCGAGCCUCCUCUCCAAUGCUUUUUUCUUCCUAUCUGCCAGGUCAGCCGAAUCAGUCACCUGUUGAAAUGCCUCCCGGUAGCAUACACAUGCAGAUGUCAUUCAGCGGAGCAUCUCGUCCUGGUUCAGCAGGUUCUGAUGGAAUGGCUUGCGGGUACAACGCUGCUGGCAAAACAAUGCAACAACAACCUCCAAAGCUCAAGAACGGGUAUGCACCGCAAUCAGGGGAAGGUGUUUACACGUCUGGUGGGCCUCGCCCACAGCUUCCGCCUGGGAAUACUUAUGUGGUCUUCGAUGGCGAGCCAGGAAGAACACAUCACCACCCUCCACAGGCUCAGUUCCAACAAGGUAGUUACCCUCCCCAGCAGAGCCACCCACCCCGUGUUCCCAGCAAUAGUGCGAUGGUUCCCCCACAGCCCAUGCGCACCCAUCCUUACAACGAGUUGAUCGAGAAGCUGGUGAGCAUGGGUUACAGAAGUGAGCAUGUCCUCAGCAUCAUCCAGAGGCUGGAAGAAAGCGGCCAGACUGUCGAUUUCAAUGCGGUUCUCGAUAGGUUUAAUGGACACUCUUCAGGCUCUCAUAGAGGAUGGUGAAAGCAUGCUUACAGCCUGUGCAAGAGUUUUGUAGUUUUUCCGUUUUUAGAGUGCAAGGAAUAAAGGAUUGUUAGAUAAAGGGAUGAGUGGAGAUGCUUUUUAUAUCUGUAAUCUCCUUCCCUUAAUGUUGUUUAUGCUAAUUUGCGAUGGUGCUAGCUUUUGGUAAUGGCACCCGCAAAAUAUUUGUUUGUACAACUUAAUAUAUUUGUAUACUAUUCCACUUUUUCUUACUA